Molecule: messenger RNA, 2699 nt
Organism: Centruroides sculpturatus (bark scorpion)
Lineage: Eukaryota; Metazoa; Arthropoda; Arachnida; Scorpiones; Buthidae
Product: regulator of G-protein signaling 7-like
Exons: 15
Coding region: 340-2037 (565 amino acids)
Biological process (GO): regulation of G protein-coupled receptor signaling pathway; intracellular signal transduction; G protein-coupled receptor signaling pathway
Source: RefSeq, a predicted model, not a curated record
UUAAAUAAAUUUAUAAAAGUAUGAUUAGAAAAGUUUAUUAAAUUAAAAGAGUAUUAAAGCGAUAAAUAUUUAUUUCGUUGAGGUAAAAUUUCCGUUUGGUUCGUAUCGGUUUCACGAAUUGCAGACGUCUCCAUGGCGAAUAGGUCGAUCGACCCUCGAAUGACAUUCGAGUCUUGUUAUUUGAAAGGAUAGGAGGCAUAAACAUUCCUUCCUGUUUGAAAUAUUACAGACUGUUGUUUACCAUCCGAAUCCGGAGCAAAUAAAUUCAGAUUAAAGUUGAAAAAACGUAGCAGCAACAAUAUUUUUAUCCCAUGGACGUUUGAUUGGUCUGGAUCCACGAUGACGUUAGGAGUAAACAGGAAGAAAAUGGAUCAUACACAUACCGACGAAUCGCCAAAAGAUUUGGUUUUUGAAAAGAUGGAAGCAUUAAUUCAAAAAAUGCAACAUCCCGAAACUGGUGUACCCGUUCGUAGUAAGAGGCAGUUUCUGACAUCCAUACCGUGUGCCUUUCAAGGCUAUGAUCUGGUGGAAUGGUUGGUUGACAAUUUGGAUCUUGAUGAUAUGGAAGCUCUUCAUUUGGCCAACCAACUUUGCUUUUAUGGUUACUUUUUCCCUGUAAAUGACACAAAAUCGUUUAUUGUGAAGGACGAUGGAACUUUUUAUAGAUUUCAGACACCAUAUUUUUGGCCUUCCCAUCAUCGGCCAAAUAAUACAGAUUAUGCUAUAUAUUUGGUGAAGAAAUCACUCCGAAGUAAACAGAAAAAUUCCCUGGAGGACUACGAACAGGAAUCUUUGGCUCAACUGAAAAAGUUCUUGUGCCACAAAUGGGAUUUCAUUUGCAAACAAGCGGAAGAGCAGCUGAAUUUAACAAAAGAAAGAAGGAAAGCCGAUAAAAUCAUUAUGGAAAGUCAAGAGAAAGCUUACUGGAGGGUUCAUCGUCCUCCUCCCGGUCACGUCUCGUGUAUGGAUCGUUGUCCAAUUCCUAAUAAAAGAACGAGAAAAAGGAAAUCUUUAGAAGAUUUAAUUUCAAAGUUGAAGCAUGUUCCUAGAACAAGAGUUAAAGUUUCUCAGGCAAUUGAGAGCCUUUUCAAUCGAUGGCAACAGUAUGCGGAACACGAUCCUUUUUUCUCUAGCGGUCAGAUAAACAAUCCUUGGAUAAUGGACGACCCGAAUUUCUGGAAGUUAAAUGCCAGUUUGGUAGAGAUCCCAUUGGAGAAAAGAAUCCGUCGAUGGGCCAUUUCACUUCGAGAAUUGUUAAGUGAUCCGACAGGAGUUCGGCAGUUUGAAAACUAUUUGAGAAAAGAGUACAGUCACGAAAAUAUUGUAUUUUGGAAGGAAGUACAAGCUCUGAAGAGAGGUUCUCAGAGAAACAUGAAAGAAAAGGUGCAACGAAUUUACAACGAAUUUAUUGCGCCCAACUCACCAAUGGAAGUAAAUUUAGAUAGUAAAACUCACGAAACAAUAAUUGAAACUAUGAAGAAUCCGACAAGAUACACAUUCGAUACUGCACAAGAACACGUCUUUGCCCUAAUGGAAAAAGACACUUAUCCAAGAUUUCUUCGUUCAGACGAUUAUAAAAAUCUUCUCCACACGGCGCGGCAGACAUCACACAAGAAGCGCCUCUUCAUUUUUGGCUCCAUAACUAGAAAAAAGGGUUCUCCAGAUACUACACCAACAACAAAACGCAGAUCUAACGCUGCUCAAAUUUCUGGGAGUUCUGUUGAUUUAACUCAUAUGUCAAGGGCUCUAGAGACUGAAGGGUGGCCCUUUUCCGGUCGGCAUUCCCACAGUACCAGUGACUUACACGAUCUUGAUCUCCCAUCCGAUAAGAUGACGUCGAGUAGAUUAUCGUCUCCUUCAGGAUCCCGUGAAUUGUUAACCGAUCCUGCUGCUCAUUCCACUCUUCAAGUACCUAGCGUGGGUCACAAGAGUAGUGAAGACAGCGGGUCUGAAGACGAUAGUCAAAAUUUAACUUUGCCAGUUCCAUCUGUCGCAUCUGUUGGUAGCCCACUUGCAUCUCCAGAUUCACAAGCUUAAAAUGCCAUCAUGAAAUCGCGGGAUGGGACCUAUUUAUUAUUUUUCUUUUUUUUUACGUUAAAACAUUCAUUUAUUUAAUAUUUAAAAACGUCUUUUCUUUUUCCUCUCAAAAAAAAAUUAUCAUUUAGAACCAAAAAACUCGAACGAUUUUAGUAAGAAUUUAUUUUUAUAUUUAAUUCAUGUAUUUUAAAUUUAAAUAAAUUUUUAAAGUUUUCAUGUCACAAACGUUCUUUGUUAAUGGAAACUUCAAAUGCUCCCGUCCCAAAAAUUAGGCCAAGUGGAAGAAUUUCUCUCUUAAAUCAUUGGUCUACAACGAACCACCGUAUAAACGAUGGCCAAUUUAACUGUAGGUUAAUUAAACUGUCGUUUUAUUUAGAUAGAUCUAAAACUAGGCUUUGUCGAAGCCUUAGCUGUGAUAUAUAUAGUUAAUUUCAAUGGUGCUGAACAUAUAUUGUAUUUAAUUUCGUUCCAUUGCUAACAUAGUUAAUUAUCAUUAAGAAAAUUGUAUACAGAUGUGUACAUAUAAAAAAUUUGUAGUAUUUUAUUUUUUGAUAUUUUUUAUUGUUUUAUUGUGAUGUGUAUGCGAUGUUGUAUAUUAUUAGAUCGUCAUAUAUCUUUGUAGAUCAUAUACAUAUACUGAGCAAUAAAGUUAAUGGAUAGCU